AAUGCUUUCAAAUGUGGAGCAAAUACAAUUCAUGCAGCUGCAAUAACAAUAAAGGUUUAACCCAUUUAUAGGUAACUGAGGUGUGUAGGCAUUGUUUAUGAACAAAUGUAGAGCAGCUGUAUUCAGUGCCAUUUCAGUGGAAAAAUAAAUGAAAUGACAAUUCCAAAUCACUAUCGGAAAAUCAGGACAUCAAAUUGUGUAUAUGUUGCGGUUAUCGCUAGUAAUACAAAUAGGUGUUGAACGGACAAUUCUUGAAGUAAUUUAGCUUGGUUUAAAAUACUUUGAACUGGUUAUGAAGAUAUUGUAAUUUUGAUCAAAUAUUUGAAGAAGAAAAAGAUUCUUAUUUCCUUUGUUCACCCUUCAUUAUCCCAAAACUGACAGACAAGGGCUCGCAUGACAUCUCAUUAUUUUAGGUUAAUCUAAACAAUAAUAAAAACAUUUAAUUUUCAAAUAUCACAAAUAUGCAAUAAUUAACGACAUCAAAUUGAAACCACUUUUGAAGUAGUGAAAAUGGAAUAUGAUUUUAAAAAAAUAUGUCGUGUCUGUCUAGUUGGAAGUGACAAGAUGAUGUCUUUAUUCAAAGUAAACGUUUCUAGGAAAUUAAUGGCUUGUGCUUCAGUACAGGUCUGGCCAAAUGAUGAACUGCCAGCACAAAUUUGUAAUAAAUGCUGUGCCAAGUUACAUGUUGCCUUUCAGUUCAAAAAGCUAUGCGAGAAGUCUGACUCUAAAUUGAGAACUUAUGUUGCACAAACUGAACAACUAAAAUCUAAAGAAAAACAAAUACACUCAGAAGAUUUGAAUCAGCAUUCAGUAGCUAUUAACAAUCAGGAUGUACUCAAUAAACAGCUUGAGGAACUGAAUAAACAUCAAAAUAUCCAUGAAGAUCAACUGCAACAGAAUUCAAUAGAUAAUAUGCAGACUCAGAGUGACUGUAGAUAUGUUGAAUGUAAUAGUGAUAUUGUUGAUGCUUACAUUCAAGACUCUUCCUACAUUCAGAAUGGACAACCUAUACAGCAAGGCAAUUUAGUUCCUAUUAAUAAUUAUAAUCCACCUAAUUCUACGAUUCACGUUCCACUGCAAAUUUCAAAUUAUAAUAUUUCAAAUGUUAUAUACAGUACAUCCUAUCCUAUCACACUGCAGCCCUUGCAACCUGCCUUGAUGCAUAAUCAGAUGAUUUCCUCAGUACCAAUACAACAAAUACAAUCCCAAACUCCACAAAAUAUUCAACAAAUGCCUGAACAGAUAACAUCAGUAUCUAAAGAAAUAACUACUGAGAAUAAUCCAAUUGAGGAGAAUUCAGAUAAAAUGAAAAAUUCGAAAAAACCUCCAGUGAAUCCAAACCAAUGUCCUGUUUGUUUCAAAAUAUUUUUGAAUUCGACUAAGAAAAAUAGACAUAUGAAAAUUCAUUCCAAAACAGAUAUGCCAUAUAAAUGUACAGUUUGUACCAAAGAAUUCAUGCAUGGUGGCAACUAUAAGAUUCAUAUGAGAAUGCAUAACAAUGAUAGGCCUUUUAAAUGCACAAUCUGUCCAAAAGGAUUUGUGCAAGCUCAGGAUUUAGAGAAGCAUAUGAGGACACAUACAGGUGAACGACCUCAUAAGUGUCCCAUGUGUUGGAAAGCAUUCUCGGCCGGUUCAAAUUUAAUAGCACAUAUACGAACCCACACUGGAGAACGCCCUUAUGUGUGCUCUGUUUGUUCUAAAGCUUUUUGCCAAUCAAAUGAACUAACAAAGCACAUGAGAACACACACAGGUGAAAAAUCUCAUCGUUGUGAUAUAUGCAAUAAAGGUUUUAAUGGCUCAAGUACGUUAAUAGUUCAUAAAAGAUCCCAUACAGGAGAAAAACCCUUUGUGUGUAAAAUUUGCAGCAAGUCAUUCUCGCAGUCCAGUUGUCUGACUACACAUAUGAAGCGUUAUGGUGAAUCAAAGUACACUUGUGACUUAUGCAAUGUAUCUUUUCAUUCGGAAAAAGUGCUACAAGAACAUGUAAAAACUGAUGAACAUUUGGCAAAACUCUUCAAAUGUCCAACUUGUGACAAAUAUGUUGGUUCUACGCAAAGUGAAUUUGAUAAACAUAUAAUAAGCGAACAUAUUGAUGCUUUGACUAUUAAUAGUAGCUAACAUUUUUUCAGAGAAACAGUAGAUAACUAAGUGUAAUAGUUUUUUUUUAUUUAUUUAUUUAUAUAUUAUGAUGAAUAGAAAGUUUUGAUCAAUAGAUCCCAUAUUUUUA
This is a messenger RNA of Harmonia axyridis, 2227 nucleotides long. Its product is annotated as zinc finger protein 79-like. Gene Ontology annotation, molecular function: DNA-binding transcription factor activity, RNA polymerase II-specific; zinc ion binding; RNA polymerase II cis-regulatory region sequence-specific DNA binding. The record is from RefSeq and is a predicted model, not a curated record. The transcript is spliced from 5 exons. Gene Ontology annotation, cellular component: nucleus. Gene Ontology annotation, biological process: regulation of DNA-templated transcription. Bases 511 to 2118 code for a protein of 535 amino acids. NCBI's taxonomy places the organism in Eukaryota, Metazoa, Arthropoda, Insecta, Coleoptera, Coccinellidae.